Psammomys obesus (fat sand rat) is the source of this 4119-nucleotide messenger RNA. It is a transcript of the gene Hpse2, whose product is annotated as heparanase 2 (inactive). Gene Ontology annotation, molecular function: hydrolase activity, acting on glycosyl bonds. Lineage: Eukaryota; Metazoa; Chordata; Mammalia; Rodentia; Muridae. The record is from RefSeq and is a predicted model, not a curated record. The coding region runs from base 15 to 1793 and encodes 592 amino acids. The transcript is spliced from 12 exons. Gene Ontology annotation, cellular component: membrane; extracellular matrix.
AUCAGGGGGAUUUAAUGAGGUUGCUCUGUGCUUUCCCUGAAGCCAUGUCCUCCAGCAGCUCCUGCCCCCCCUCGUGCCUAGCCCUGGUGGCUCUCUUCUUGGCUCUGUUGCUCCAUUUCUCCCUCUCCUUCCACGCUGGAGACAGGAGACCCUUGCCUGUAGACAGAGCUACAGGUUUGAAGGAAAAGACCCUGAUUCUACUUGAUGUGAGCACCAAGAACCCAGUCAGGACAGUCAAUGAGAACUUCCUCUCUCUGCAGCUGGAUCCUUCCAUCAUUCAUGAUGGCUGGCUCGAUUUCUUAAGCUCCAAGCGUCUGGUGACCCUGGCCCGGGGACUCUCGCCCGCCUUUCUGCGCUUCGGGGGCAAAAGGACUGAUUUCCUGCAGUUCCAGAACCUGAGAAAUCCGGCGAAAAGCCGCGGGGGCCCGGGCCCGGAUUACUAUCUCAAAAACUAUGAGGAUGACAUUGUCCGGAGUGAUGUUGCCUUGGACAAACAGAAUGGCUGUAAGAUUGCCCAGCACCCUGAUAUAAUGCUGGAGCUCCAGAGAGAGAAGGCAGCUCAGAUGCAGCUGGUUCUUCUGAAGGAGCAAUUCUCCAAUACUUACAGUAACCUCAUAUUAACAGCCAGGUCUCUAGACAAACUUUAUAACUUUGCUGAUUGCUCUGGACUCCACCUGAUAUUUGCUCUAAAUGCACUGCGUCGUAAUCCCAAUAACUCCUGGAACAGUUCUAGUGCCCUGAGCCUGUUGAAGUACAGUGCCAGCAAAAAGUACAACAUUUCUUGGGAACUGGGUAAUGAGCCAAAUAACUAUCGGAGCAUGCAUGGCCGGGCAGUAAAUGGUAGCCAGUUGGGAAAGGAUUACAUCCAGCUGAAGAGCCUGCUGCAACCCAUCCGGAUUUACUCCAGGGCCAGCCUGUAUGGCCCCAAUAUUGGACGACCCAGAAAGAAUGUCAUUGCUCUCCUAGAUGGGUUCAUGAAGGUGGCAGGAAGCACAGUAGAUGCAGUUACCUGGCAACAUUGCUACAUUGAUGGCCGGGUGGUCAAGGUGAUGGACUUCCUGAAAACUCGUCUGUUAGAUACACUCUCUGAUCAGAUUAGGAAGAUUCAGAAAGUGGUCAAUACAUACACUCCAGGAAAGAAGAUUUGGCUUGAAGGCGUAGUGACCACCUCAGCUGGAGGCACAAACAAUCUAUCAGAUUCCUAUGCUGCAGGAUUUCUAUGGCUAAACACUUUAGGAAUGUUGGCCAAUCAGGGCAUUGAUGUUGUGAUACGACAUUCAUUUUUCGACCACGGAUACAACCAUCUGGUGGACCAGAAUUUUAACCCAUUACCAGACUACUGGCUUUCUCUCCUUUACAAGCGUCUGAUUGGCCCCAAAGUCCUGGCAGUGCAUGUAGCUGGACUCCAGCGGAAGCCACGACCAGGAAGAGUCAUCCGAGACAAACUAAGGAUCUACGCUCACUGCACAAACCACCACAACCACAACUAUGUCCGUGGCUCUAUUACACUUUUCAUCAUCAACCUACACCGAUCAAGGAAGAAAAUCAAACUGGCCGGGACUCUCAGGGACAAGCUCGUGCACCAGUACCUGCUGCAGCCCUAUGGGCAGGAAGGCCUAAAGUCCAAGUCAGUGCAGCUCAACGGCCAGCUCUUAGUGAUGGUGGACGAUGGGACCCUUCCAGAACUGAAGCCCCGCCCCCUGCGGGCCGGCCGGACACUGGUCAUCCCUCCAGUCACCAUGGGCUUUUAUGUGGUCAAGAAUGUCAAUGCUUUGGCCUGCCGUUAUCGAUAAACCACCCUGUGUUCCUGAGCUGCUGGUGGGCCUGCUGGACUGCUUUCUACUCUUCCACCCUUGUAGCACCCUUAUUCCUCAGACAUCUUUAGCAACCAGCCUCUACUCCCAUGAUGCUGAGGCAACAUAGACUCCCCAAAGAGACAAAACAUUAUAGUGUGAGCUUAGCCUAGGUAGGUGGCAUCCAUCCCUAAGGAAAAUGUAGACAUCCUCUGUUCCUAUGCAAAGAUAAAGGUGUGUGUUCACACACAAACAGGCUGACAGCAACUGUCCAGAGCAGUGUUUCCAAACAGCUGCCUAUGGUCCUGAUCAGCAGUGUAACCAGCUGCAACCCUUGGGCCCUAGCCUACUGCUGCUGCCCUCAGCAGAGGAUGAGGAGGGGAAAGCAAGGUGGGAGGGCUGCUGCAAAUCUAAUCCUUUUUUUAAGUCCUCCUUUGUCUGUUUCCUGCUGCUGCCUUGGGUUUCCUGACACCUCUCUUCCCAGAGGGAGCAAAUGGGUGAGUCAGCGCUGGCCUGCUGGGUGAGCUGUUUAUAUAAUUUCCUGGCUGAUGUAUGAGUGUCUGCAUCUGGGUUUCUGACAAUGGCAUCCAUCACUGGCUGGUCCUCCGGGAAGCGGGUGCUUCCCAAGUAGAAUUACAGUCAUCCCCAGCAUUCAUAAGGCUCUGUUCCUCUGUGAAUCAAGAGUCCCUCAGGCCUGGAAUGGGCGUCAGGUAACAGUAUUCAUUGAGUGGAGAGCAAUGUAUUAGGCUCCACAAAAAGAAAUCGUCAUUCUUCAUGUUGCCAGCAGGGAGGGAGUUGUAGCACAAAGAAGAAAAAGCACACGGCAACAUGAAGCACGCACACACCAAUCCAACCAAGCAACUUAGACUUUGCCCUCAAACUGAAAGGAUUUCAAAGACUCAAGAUGGUAAGCCCUUAGUUGUCUGAUUGACCAAAAACCAUUUAGAAGAAGGUGUGAAUAGAAGUCACUGUAAACACAGGCGAACCUUUCUGCCUCCCCCCACAUAGCUGAGUCUCAGUGGCAUUUACUAGGAGAAAUCCCAUCUGGUCAUUACGGAUGACCAGAUCCAUCCUGCCCCAGCUGGAUGUCCUUGAGCAUGGUACGAAGUUUUUAGUUAGCUCUACUGAGGAAGAAUGGGGAAUUGGUCUGAAAGCAAAACUGAAAAGUGGUAGGUGGAAGGCUUCUGAGUUGGGCAGGCCGGUGGACUGACUUGGAGUUUAUGACUGGGAGCUUUAUUUCGCUACAGGGUAUGGGAGUCUUUGGAAACAAGCUCAGUCACAAUGACUUUCUGUGGACAUGACUGACCUCAGGAUAAGUGACAUGAAUGGUUCUGCUUUUAAGGAGGAAGGGGAUUCUUGAUAGUUUUGAUGUGAACAGACAGGCCUGGGAAGCAGCUGAGGCUAGCUGCUGAGGAAAGCAGCAGGGGCAUGCCCAAGAUGCCUGAAGAAUAGGAUUUGGUCCAGUUUGCAAAGUGAGAGAUAAGAGGAAGGUCAGACAAGUAAGGUGCCCCAAGAUUUUCAUCUGGGAGAACUAGGAAUCUGGGAGAGGAAAAAGACACCUAUCCUGAUUCUCCAUGUAAGGAAGACAGUGGGAUCAGACUUUGAUGUGCUUAUUUUCAGCACAGGAGGAGCAUCACACAGCAGGUGCAUUAGGGCAAGCAGGAACAGAAGACUGAUGACAGGCUGGACCUGUCAGUGCUCAGCUUGGAAGCAUCUGGAGAUGGCGGUUCAUGAGACUGCUUACCCAGCAAGGCUCCCAGGGAGCUUCCCCUUUUAGGUACCUUCCUUGGAGGCUCCAGCACAGAGAGAAGUGCUGACACUGGAGGCAGGAAGGAAGGAAAGGAGGGACAAAGAGAUGGACCAAAGUCAGAAAGAGCAUGGAAAAGGGAAAGGAACCAGACAGAUGGAUUUUCCUUGAACAUGUAUCAAAAUCUUUUCUAAGUACCUGUCUGGGGCAGCAGCAGGGCCCCUGGGAACAGCAAGCUAAUCAGAGGCCCCUAACGCCAAGCUCUGGGCUAGUUUGCUUUGCCUAUAUAAAAGUCCCAUAAUAAAGAUGCACUGUCAUCCCAUGCACCUGUAGGAAGGGUCCCUACGCUGCCCAUCAUCACCCAGUGGAAUGGGUUUGUUUGAGGAAUAAUCCAGAACCUACUUAGUCACCAAGUUCACUGUCUCUUCAUGUCACAGACUUGUCGCCCUCACCUGGUAGACUCUGCUUUCCAAGACUUCUAGAGCCCCACAUUUUCUGUAAAUAGGAGUUGAUUUUUCACUAAGCUUAACCUCGCACUAGGUCUUUUUUUCUGCCUUUGUCUUUCUUUGUGAAUUAAAU